Messenger RNA from Ailuropoda melanoleuca (giant panda), 9286 nucleotides. It is a transcript of the gene TP53INP1, whose product is annotated as tumor protein p53 inducible nuclear protein 1. Lineage: Eukaryota; Metazoa; Chordata; Mammalia; Carnivora; Ursidae. The transcript is spliced from 3 exons. Gene Ontology annotation, biological process: autophagosome assembly; positive regulation of DNA-templated transcription. Gene Ontology annotation, cellular component: nucleus; autophagosome. The record is from RefSeq and is a predicted model, not a curated record. The coding region runs from base 3888 to 4607 and encodes 239 amino acids.
UUGUUCAGAACAUACUUGAAAGUUUCCAAAAAUUGACUCAAUUGUCAGCUUUCAAAUUUGAAGUGGAUUAAAAUUAAAUAAAAUCUGAAAUUCAGAUUUUUGGUCAUGCAAGUCCUGUUUCAAGUGCUCAUUCACCUGAUGUGCCUUGUAGCCACCUCACUGAACAGCUUUAGCAUGUUGGGGGCUCUCUAGCAGCUCCUUGUCCUUUCUGACUCCUCCGGAAAGCAGAGCCAGAGGAACUUUGCAUAGUUAGUCCUACCCCACUUCCUCAUUGUGCUGGAGGUCUAUGGGGAGAGUAAAGAGGUGAUCCAACACAGUCUCCCAUUUUUCUGAUGGUGAGACUGAGGCUCAGAAGGGUUAGAUUGUUUAGCUUCAGCCACCUAUGGUAGAGAGAGAGCCAGAACCCUCUCCUGCCGGUGCCCAGGCCAGCCCUCCUUCCACCUCUCCCCAGGACUCAUCUUUGUCCUUCCCACGGGGCCUCAGCUGGUGUGUCAUGUAAAUGCCAGCCAUGACUCAGGACAGAUGAGAAUGAGCUCUUCCCGUGCCCGGCGGGGCUCCUGAAUACUCUGCCCACCCGAGGUUGGUUGCCCUUGCAGGACAUAUGGGAUAUCUCAAGGCAGCCUCUGACUUCAGGAAACCAAAAGAAGAUUGACUUGUGCUGCCCUGUGGAAAGUUCCUCCAGAGGCACCUUUUCUGUGGCAGAGUUGUAUAUGUUCUAGGCAUAAGCUGGCUUCUCUCACCUGGAUUUGGAGCUGUAGCCGUUGGGGUGGGGGUGGGCGCAGUUUGCAGUUGCGAACCCGCAGCUGCCCAACCACAAUGGCGCCAGCAUGGUUUUCUGCCUUGUAGCUACCACUUAACUGGCCUGGGCCCCAGUAAGUUACCCUCACAUGGCAUUGCAGUUGGGGGACAAUGUGCUCCUUCAGGAUGAGCAGGGGUUUUCUUGUGGGGUGCUCUGCUUUGCACCCAGCAGCUCCAGCUUCCUAGCUGAUGCAGGGCCUGAGGCCAGCCCUGUACUCUGGAGAAUUGGAAUUAUUCUCUCAACUGGUUCAGCAGACACAGGAUUGUACUUGGGGCCAAUACACGCCUUCAUAAUUUAAGAGAAAUGGGGGGAAGAUUUUUUAAGUAUCUUUUUUCCCUCCUAGCUUAUAUGCUUUUUUACAUCAGACCUUAUGAUAGCUCGUCUUUUAGGAUGUAACUGUGACACCACAGUAGGUCAAGCAAACUGCGCAAGCCCGCUUUUCUUCUGACUUCUCUUACAUGGAGCAUAAAGCUGAAUUUGAAUUCUGUACUAGAACUCCAGCCCUCAUGAUUUGGCCAUGCUGCUUUCCAGAAGGGUUUCUGGAAGACUGGUUAUGCAAGUAACAUUUCCUGUUUACUCUCUCUUAAUAAUUAAUGGCUGAUGAUGAUGGAUUGUGACCACAAAAGUGUUCAAAUGUCAUUUAUUUGAACACAGAGUUGUAGUACUACACAUUUGUAGUCACAUGCCAGACGGUUGUAGCCGUCCCAUUUGCACAUAAAAAAUUCAGCCAAGGGUCUCCUCUGCUACAGAUUGUAACUACAUUUACAGCUAAAAAAUGAUGAUUGUUUUGAAAGUGAAGGGUCAAGAGUCUGAACUUAGGGAUUCAAUCAUGAGAAAGAAUAUCAUUUAUUGAGAUGCUUUUCACCAUGCCUGGAUGGUCUCAUCUACUCAUGGUUUCUGUUAGCCUUGUUGUGUUGAUGAGUCCCGAAUCUGUGCCCCCAGCUGAGACCAUGUCCUCGCACUCCAAAGCCCUGUAUAUCUUCAGCUGCCUGCUAGACAACACCAAGUACGUGACUUGCAGAUUCUCAAAUUCAGCAUGUCCAAAGUGCCCAGCCUGCGCCUUCUGCAGUAUGCCUCUUCCACUGAGUGGUCCCACCGUCCCCCCUCCAUUGGCUUCUGGUAGAGGGUCAUCCUCCACUUUGCCCUCCCCGUAACUUCUGGCUUAGAAGGUCCUAUAGGAUCUGGUUCCUGCUUAGCACCCCCAGCCUGCCGUCAUGACUAUCCAUCUGGAUCUUGAGUCAAACAGAAGGGGCCACAUUGUCACUCAUCUGUAGGCUUCCUCCAUUCUUGGUCUUCUCAACCACUCCAGACCAAAGUCAUUUCCUGCAGGAGUCCUUCCUGACCUCUACCUGCGCGGAUCUGAGGAACACUCCGUACUUUUUCCAUGGUGUUCAUCGCAUUGGGUUGUUCACACUUGCCGUGGGACAGCUGAAUUCACUGCUGCCUCCCCUGUGCUUAGCACUCUGCCUGAUGCAUAAUAGGUACUCAGUAAAUAUUUGUAGAAGAAUAGUUGACAUUGACUGAGAACUUUGUGCCAAGUACCUUGCUAAGUAGGUUUCCUGCAUUAUCCCAUUUCACAAGAGUAGGGUCAGGGAGACCAUCAGGGAGGUAGUGAUUGGCAAAGUCCAGAGGGACAGUAGAUCUGCUUCAACUAGUGACAAAUGGCAAGAAAUGGGCAGGUUGAAGGCCCACCCCUGUGCCUCUGGAGUCAGCAGGACCUGCUGAAAGUUCGGUUGAGAGGCUGGAUGGGAGCAGAAGGAGCCGCUGCUGGGUUGUUGGCCUGGUCGCUGCUGGCUGGUGCCGCCUCUUGCUGAGAAGGGAAGGAGGACAUGUAUGUACGUUUGUGUGGGGGAAGGGGGGUAUUAAAAGUGCUCUUGGUAUGUGUUAGGUUUGAUAUGGCCAUCAGGUAACCAGGCAGAAAUGGUUAUAUAGAUCUGGAAUUCUAUAAUGACAUCAGAUGAGGCUGGAGUUCCUCACUUAGAACUCACCAGGGGGCGCCGGGGGGCUGAGUUGGUUGAACGUUCUACUCUUAAUUUCAGCUUAGGUCAUGAUCUCAGGGUCAUGAGAUCGAGCCCUGCAUUGGGCUUAGCAUGGAACCUGCUUAAAGAUUCUCUCUCCUCCCUCUGCCCCUCCCUGCUCCCCUGCUCACAUGUGCUCUCCCUUAAAAAAGAAAGAAAGAAAAGAAAGAACUCACCAGAACUCUCUGAGGUGAACUAUAGCCAGCGGCAGUAGUAGAACUUCCAACUUGCGCGGAGUGUAAGCAGCAGAGCCAGCGUUUGAAGCAGGUGUGCUGACUGCAACACCUUGCUUCUCGCCACCACAUGGGGAAUGGUUUCGGGUCUUGUGGCUGUCCUCCUCAGUCCGCUUCAGUGUAGAUUUCUUGGUGCCAGCACAGGACUUGUUUUGAAGGUCAAAUGAUGCUGUCCUUACUGAUUUUUACAUAGAAUUAGGUAUGCUUACAGUCACAUAGAAGAACAGAACAGGAGAAAAUGAGCCAAGGAGAGCUGGUGGUCACCCAGUACCGUUGCAGGCUUCCUUCGGCAGCUCCUGGGCCACUGAGUGUCCUACGGCAAGACCAUUUAUGUCUGGUGUUUGCUCUUCUUCUUACAGAAAAGCAGUAUUUCAGCGGGAAGUACAUGAGUCAGAUUCAUUCCUUAUAAAAGCACAGAUGUGAAAAAGAACUACCUACUUCCCUUUCAUUUCACAUUUCUUUACAGGUUGCAUUUGAGUACUCAGUUCGUAACGGUUUAUAAAUAAGAGGUAUUGCAUUUCUUGUGCUUGACGCCUGUAGGAAGAGAAUAGCUGUAGCUACAGGCUAAGGCCUUGAGCUUUCGUCUAAAGGGGUGUGUGCAUGUAUGGGUACACACUCUUGAAACCACACACACAUGUUGUAUGAAUAUAUGCUGAGUUGAAAUAACCUUCUUGUCCUAUCUUAUUUUAGGGAUAACGACUCCUCUUGCUCUCGCCUAAGUUGAAUAAGCACCUCGUGCACUUUAAUCUCCUGUCGUGCCAUCAGGCUGACUGAAGACAGUGUUUUGAAAUCUCAGCUGUAAAGACAUCCCGCCAAAGUCUCAAUCUUGCCUUAACAAUGUUCCAGAGACUGAACAAAAUGCUUGUGGGCGAAGUCAGUACUUCUUCCAGCCAAGAACCAGAAUUUAGUGAGAAAGAAGAUGAUGAAUGGAUUCUUGUUGACUUCAUAGGCGCCUGCGCUGGCUUCUCAGCAGCCGAAGCCAAAGCUGAAGCCAUCAGUGAAGAGUCACGUACUGAGCACCCUUCCGUCUUUUCGUGUUUACCCGCAUCUCUUGAGUGCUUGGCUGAUACGAGUGAUUCCUGCUUGCUCCAGUUUGAAUCCUGUCCGAUGGAGGAGAGCUGGUUUAUCACCCCUCCCCCAUGUUUUACUGCAGGUGAAUUAACCACUCUCAAGGUGGAAACCAGUCCUAUGGAAAACCUUCUCAUUGAACAUCCCAGCAUGUCUGUCUACGCUGUGCAUAACUCCUGCCCUGUUGUCGGGGAGGCCAGCUGUGGCACUGAUGAAUGUGCUGACCCGAGCAGCCCCAGAGUGGAAACUCCAGAUGAAAUGGGGCAGCACAUUCACUGCUACGUUGCAGCUCUGGCUGCUCAUACAGCUUUUCUGGAACAACCCAAGAGCUUUCGUCCUUCCCAAUGGAUAAAAGAACAUAGUGAAAGACAGUCUUUGAACAGAAAUAGCCUUCGUCGCCAAAAUCUUACCAGGGAUUGCCACUCUAGGCAAGUCAAGCACAAUGGCUGGGCUGUCCAUCAGCCCUGCCCCCGUCAGUACAAUUACUAAGAAUUUCAAGAUUGGUUGGAUUCUCUUGGUUUGUGCAUAUGUGUGUGGACGUGUGUGGACAGACAAUGAAGAUGCUGUUUCUUUACAGCCAACUGAUGACCAAUCACAUAGUUUUACCGGUGUGUUUAGACACUAUCUUGAAAACCAGAUUUACAUGCUGUGUAUCACAUAAUGCCUUGCUUUUAACAUUUACUUUUUUGUAAAUUUUUUCAGAAUAUUUUUGGAAACAUAUCAAUACAGUUACAGUGUUUGGUGUUUGGGGAUGUCUUUAAAUCUAUUAAGGUGUACAUGAGUUAGCAUUCUAAAGACAUUUCUUCCCAAGUAUGAGAAUAGGCAUCUUUCAAUUUCAUUUUAUUUUGUAUUACUUAAUCAAUAUUUUGAGUAAGCAAAAAUUUAUUCUCAGGGUCAGCCAUACACUUUAUUGACCAGUACUUGAUAAUCUUUUCUGUAUAUAAUGAAUGCAUUUUUACACACUAACAUGAGCAUUAACAGGUGAUAGUUGCCAUGGAUAUAAUGGAAUUAUGGCUGAACUUUCUCUUGAAAGAAAACUUGAUACAUUUCUGUGUGUAUAGGUUCGUUUUUUUGUUUGUUUGGGUUUUUUUUUUUUCCGGAUUAGCCAUGCAGUUCAUUUUGGAAUUCAGGUACAUUAAGUGUUAGUGAACAGUGCAUUCAGUAAUUCCGACGUGACUGUGUGACGUGGUACAGAGACAUUGCAAGUAUCGUGGGACAGAAGCACUCGUCUCACAUGCAGAGGGAUUCAAUUAGACCUGUGAAAUUAUAUUUGGAAAAACUUAUGUCUACAACUAACCCAUUAAUCCACUAUUUAACUUGUUGGGAGUCUUUCCUGUCAGCUCUGCCCACUUGCCACCUCCCGUCAGCUGUCGACUCAGAAAUACAUGUCCAGGCACUUUAGGGACUUCUUAUUUAUGACUGUCCAAGGGAAAGGAAGUAGGCUUUGUAUUUCUGAUGCAGUGAUCCAUCCUCUGCCAUGGAGACUGUCCUGCCAAGUGGCAAGCAAGGCUGAGGAGGGAUUCCUGGUGACAUCUUUUCCUAGCAUCUAAAUGAAAAGUGACAGGUGGGCUCCCUUGAGUUUCCAUUUUUUUGUUUUUUUAACUGGGGCUUCAGGCGAAAUCUUUAACCACUUUGGCCUCUGUUUCCUCCAGCAACGGGCGGGGGGGGGGCGGGGUAGUAAUAUUGACUUCCCUCACAGUUGUUGUGAGGGCUGUGGGCUGUCCAGAACUGAACCUUGUGUGAAAUUCUAAGGGCCUCUCUACUGAAUCUAAGAUGGGGUGGGGCCUGUGGCAGUGUUUCUGCCACAACUGUUGUUCCGAGUGUUGGUGCUAAUGAGGCCAGGGUUCAGGGCUCGAUUCACACAGGAGGCCAGUUAACACAGAGAAAAUCUAUUUCGUACGAAAAUGAACCCACUUCAUUUUUUAGCAGUUGUGAUGGGUUUUGCUGAGCCAUCCACAUUCACCAGUUUCCUCUCAAACUAAAUUAAACAGAUACAACCCAAAGCACAUUCUACUGACAGAACAGUUGCAUCACCUUUGUAAUCAAAUAGCUUAUUUUUCCAUCUCCUCUGCAACCCUAAUUAAAUAAAUACAUGUCUGUCUAAGGUUUUCAAGGGAAAAAGCAUAUCGUUAUGUGAAGUAUUAUAUUUUUCAAUAACCCUGUAACAGCUCGGUGCAGGGAACUAUGGGAGACUUUUUUUUUUUUUUUUUUAAGGGAAGAGCUGUGCUCUUUCCUGCCUAGACUGGGAUGUUUGGAGCCCCAAGAGGUCAGAUAGCAUCAUUCAAUGGUGGUAGGAGGUGGUUCUUCCGCUGGCCGAUGAAGUGCCAGCAAUGUCCCUUUAGAACAAUAGUCUGCAUCCCCCUUCUCCCCUUAUUCCCUUUCCAUUUCGACUACCCCUUUAUUUAUUUGUUUUCUAAUGAGGGGCCAAGUCUGUAAAGUUUUGUCAAACUGAGCUAGAAGUUAUUUUGUUACUCUUUGUGUUUACGAGAGUUGAGAGGUUAAGGUAGAGUUUUCAUGAAGGUGUGUGUGUUUUACACCGUAUCUGUUAUAGGGCCAUAUGUUGGUAACUUGAAAAUAGAACAGCUAAAUGCUUUCUGGAUGUAAGCCUCUGAAUACAUGGGGGGCUCUUUUUUCAUAUACUACAUGCAAGUUGUUAGUACCUCACAAGCUACAGCAGUUCAGCCAUGAGAAUUUGUUUGGCACCAUGAACAGAUUUGUAUAUAAAAGAGCAAUGGUCUUUUCUUUGUUUUUACUAUUAUUUUUUCAAAUUUCUUGAUACCGAAAUACAUUUACAUCUCUAUCCGUUAUUGACUUUUUGUUUGCCUUAUCUAGACCUAGUUUUUUAUGGCUUAUACCUGGAAAGCAAACACUUUCAGUCUUGGGGAUGUUUUCUUAGGCUAACCAUGCCAUCUGUCAUAUCAGACUGUGGUUUCUGAUCAAUAUCUAAGGUUUCUGCCUGAAAUUGGCACAUGUUAGAACUGAAGAAAGUAGUUAAUAAUUCGCUUGACGUUCUUGAUCGUUAGAUGUUUGUUACGCAUCUACUGUGUGCGAGACACAAGACCAAUAAUAACAGAACGAUGUUGACCUGUUAAGUGUUCUUGGAAACAUGGCCAAAAUGCAAUUUAUUAUAAGUUAAUUAUUAUCUCUGCUGUUGUAAAUGUUAGUGGUUUACAAUGUGCUUUCGUGCAUAUUUCUUAAAACUUCAAGCAGUGAGAAGUAAAACCCCUCUCUGAAUUUAGUGCUCUGACAGUUUCUAGACUGAUAAUACAGAAUGUUACUUGGAAAAAGUCUAGAAUAUGUGGUGCACACAAGAGUGCUUCAUGAAUGAGCUUCUUAGUUUUUAAAAUGCACCAUGUUCCUCAAAGUUUGUGUUUUUGUUAAUAAAACAUUUUAUAAUGUAUUUUCUAUGUUUAUUACUUUUUCUUUCUCAGCUAACUAUGUAUUGCUCUGUAAGUUGAACAUGAACCAUUCAUUAUUUAUCUUCUGAGGCAAUGCAUUUAUGUGGCUGGGUGGGGAAUUCUUUGCAGAAGGUGCACAGUGAUUGGAUUUUUUACUUUCUCCUCCAGCGAGCUUUUUCUACGUUAAUUUCCUGUACAUUUUUCCAGUUCCCAUGCAGGCUUUUCCUGUUGACGUACCUUCUCUGUUGUAUCAGUACUUUGAUUCUAGUGAGAAGACAGUUUACUUAAAACUUGAGAGGGCUGUUCAGCAUCACCCGUUACUUCUCAAAUCUGUGUAGUCCACUGGUUUGUCAUCUUUACAUCUUCAUUGAAUCUGAGUGUCUUUGCUAUUUCUCUUCCUCCUCAAGGAAAGAUACUGUCUUUCUACACUUUUAGGAAAAAGCAAAAAAAGAGUAUCUUUCUUAUCCUCAUUUUCUUUGAAUUGGAAACAAAAGAAAGCAAAAAAAAAAAAAAAAAAGGAUUCCAACUGGAAGAUAGACAUUUAAGUUUAAAUAGAUUAGUGGAAAAAGUUUAAGAGUUUCCAGGUAUUUUUGUUUUUAGAAUCAGUAAAAAGACUGCUCCUUGUACUGGAGAUACUAGCAUAUGUUUGUAAUGUUACCUUAAAAUUAAUCUUUUAUUUUAUAAGGCCCAUUCAUACCGGUUAAAUUCUUUUAAAAGUCGGGCUACUCUCCUGGAUGGUUUCGCUGCCAUCAGCCAUGUCGAUGCAUUAUAAAUGGCAUCCUUAGCUACUUAUUUUAACGCUUAAAAUUUUCUAUGAAAUGCUUUAUUUAGAAAACCUACCUAAUACAGUGGUGUCAGCCUUGCCAUGUACCGAUUUCACUUGAAAUAUGACACCAGUUACAGUGGUUUAGGGCGGAGAAAGCGGUACUAGGAAGCACACAGAUAAGGACAUCUUUUUCUAUUUGCAACAGUAUCCUUUAUGCGGGAGGAGACGUUACUAUUCAAAGGAAGGCAGCUUAAGUGGAUGUGUUGUAUAUCAUUUAGAAUUUUCCUUACAACAUUUUUUUUAAUUGUUUAAUUGUUAAAUGCCCCCAUUUAGCUCCGUCUUUGCCUGAAGUUUUCAUAUUUGUUUUCUAGGUGGACUUCUAAAAACCAAAUCAGGACUUGGGGAGUUCGGUGUGUGUGUAGCCAAGCUUGAUGUGUAUGAGUGGUUUUGCUUGCCUUUUGGUGGUUUUCCUCCAGAGGUUUGGAACUAUAAUCAAUAAUUGUGUGUGUGUGUGUGUGUGUGUGUGUGUGUGUGUGUGUGUGUGUGUGUUUUAAGUGACUUGGGGGUUUUUCUCAAGUAUAAUUGUGAACACAUUUGCUUUUCAAGGGCAGGGCAUCCGUUGUACAGACUGAAGAGUAUUGUAGAUUGUACUAUGUGCCUUCUUGAUGUAUUUCUGGACACAAAUUUUUUUCAACUUGAAAACUCAAAAGGGACAUUAGGUUCGAUUACAUACUGUACAUCAUCUAUGCAUAAAUGGCAGCUUGUUUUCUUGAGCCACUGUCUAAAUUUUUUUCUGUUUUUAUAGAGUUUUUUAUACUGAUUGGUUCAUAGAUGGUCAGUUUUAUACACAGACUAAACAAUACAGCACUUUGCCAAAAAUAAGUGUAGCAUUGCUUAAACAUUGUGUAUUAACACCAGUUCUUUGUAUUUGGGCUCAGUGGUGCAUUUUGUGCUACUUGCGUUGUGGUUUUUAAUGUCAAUAAAAAAAAUGUCCUUUAACUUCA